AUGGCACGGUCGACGGUUCUUGCGCUCCUGGCGCUCGUUCUCAUCACCACGCAGUCAUGCCUUGCCGUGGAAUUCUUCGAGUCGUUUGACGAGGAUUACGCUGGUCGCUGGGUCGUCUCUAGCACCGCGGACUACACGGGCAAAUGGAAGUGGGCUCCUGGCGAAGCGUCGGGCGAUUAUGGCCUGCUGGUAACCGAGAAGGCGAAGAAGUACGGCAUCGCAGUGGAGCUUCCGGAGCCGGUAGACCCGAAGCAGGACACCCUGGUGCUGCAGUACGACGUUCGCCUGCAGAACAACCUCGAGUGUGGCGGAGCCUAUCUCAAGUUCCUCAUGCCACAGACGGCGGGCUGGACUCCCAGUCAGUUCAAGGACGACUCGCCGUACUCGAUCAUGUUCGGACCCGACAAGUGCGGCUCGACGAAUAAAGUGCACUUUAUUUUCCGCCACAAGUCGCCCAAGACGGGCGAGUACGUGGAGCACCACAUGAAGAAGCCCGCGUCGCCCUACACAUUCGACAAGCUCAGCCACGUGUACACGGCGAUAGUGUACCCGAACAACACGGUGGAGAUUCUGAUCGACGGCGAGAAGAAGGCGGAGGGGGAUCUGCUCUCCGGGAAGGAUUUCCAGCCGCCCGUGCUGCCGCCCAAGACGAUCCCGGACCCCGAGGAUAAGAAGCCCGAUGACUGGGACGAGCGCGCCAAGAUCACGGACCCCGAGGCAACCAAGCCGGACGACUGGGACGAGGACGCGCCCCGCGAGAUCCCCGACGAGGACGCCACCAAGCCCGAGGGCUGGCUGGACGACGAACCCGAGGAGGUGGACGAUCCUGAAGCAAAGAAGCCGGAGGAUUGGGAUGAGGAGGAGGACGGCGAGUGGGAGCCGCCCAAAACCCCGAACCCCAAGUGCGAGGAGGCGCCCGGGUGCGGCGAGUGGAAGCGGCCGAUGAAGCGCAACCCCGCGUACAAGGGCAAGUGGACGGCGCCGCUCAUCGACAACCCCGCGUACAAGGGCGUGUGGAAGGCUCGGGACAUCCCGAACCCGGACUACUUCCACCUGGAUCGGCCGAACCUGGAGAGCGUUGCUGCCGUGGGAAUUGAGAUCUGGACCAUGUCGGACGGCAUUCUGUUUGACAACAUCCUCGUUACAAGCGACCCUGCUGUGGCGGAGAAGUACCGGAGGGAGCGGUGGGCGCCUAAGUACGCCAAGGAGAAGGAGGCGGAGCAGAAGAAGCGCGAGGAGGAGGACGCUAAGCUGAAAAAGGACUCCGCUGGCAAGGGCGGGUGGGAGAAGGAGCGGUGGGCGCCUAAGUACGCCAAGGAGAAGGAGGCGGAGCAGAAGAAGCGCAACGAGGAGGACGCGAAGCUGAAAAGGGACUCCGCUGGCAAGGGCGGGUGGGAGGUGAGUGGAGGAGGUGUGAGACCAAGUAAGGGCCUUGCUGCAACCCGCUGUGUCGUUCCCCCACAACAGGGCAAGCUGUUUGAGACGCUCCACAAGAUUGCAGACGCGCCCCCUCUCAAGCCUUGUCUCUCGCCCUCUGCCUCUUCUCCUCACCCCACUGCAUCCCUCUCAACCGCACUGCAACCCCCUCUGUCGUCCCCUCAACAGGGCAAGCUGUUUGAGACGCUCCACAAGAUUGCAGACGCGCCCCCUCUCAAGCCUUGUCUCUCGCCCUCUGCCUCUUCUCCUCACCCCACUGCAUCCCUCUCAACCGCACUGCAACCCCCUCUGUCGUCCCCUCAACAGGGCAAGCUGUUUGAGACGCUCCACAAGAUUGCAGACGCGCCCCCUCUCAAGCCUUGUCUCUCGCCCUCUGCCUCUUCUCCUCACCCCACUGCCCUCUCAACCGCACGGCAACCCCCUCUGUCGUCCCCUCAACAGGGCAAGCUGUUUGAGACGCUCCACAAGAUUGCAGACGCGCCCCCUCUCAAGCCUUGUCUCUCGCCAUCUACCUCUUCUCCUCACCCCACUGCAUCCCUCUCAACCGCACUGCAACCCCCUCUGUCGUCCUCUCAACAGGGCAAGCUGUUUGAGACGCUCCACAAGAUUGCAGACGCGCCCCCUCUCAAGCCUUGUCUCUCGCCCUCUGCCUCUUCUCCUCACCCCACUGCAUCCCUCUCAACCCCACUGCAACCCCCUCUGUCGUCCCCACAACAGGGCAAGCUGUUUGAGACGCUCCACAAGAUCGCAGACGCGCCUCCUCUCAAGCCUGUUCGCCCCCAGAUCAAGGCCAUCCUAGCAGAGGCGGCCAAGUACCCAUAUGCAGCAGUGGGUAUCAUCAUCCUCAUCCCCCUCGUGCCUUUCCUGCUGCUCGUCUCUGUCCUGCUCUCCUCUCCCAAGCUGCCGGCUGGUCAGGUCUCCCUUGAGAGGGCCAAGAAGGAGGAUAUUUCCACACCUGAUGACGCUCCAGAGGAGAGCAAGGAGGAGCCACAGGAGGAGGAGGCGAAGGAGAAGGCUGAGGCUGAUGCAGCAGAUGAGCUGAACGAGGGUACCACCGAGCCUGCUAAAGCAGAGGAGCCCGCCAAACCUGCAGCAGCUUCGGAAGCCCAGCCUGCAGCUGUGGAGGAGGAGGCGAAGGAGGGGGGUGAGACCAAGGUGAGGCGGCGCACGCGCAGGGAUUGA
Molecule: messenger RNA, 2619 nt
Organism: Closterium sp. Yama58-4
Lineage: Eukaryota; Viridiplantae; Streptophyta; Zygnematophyceae; Desmidiales; Closteriaceae
Source: the annotation of a GenBank genome assembly